AUGAUGAUGAUGAUGAGCAGCGACGCAGCGGUGUCACUGUCGAUGGCACAUCCGCACGCCCCAGCCAAGUCGAAAAUGUGGACGACGACAACACCCAAUCGACGCGAAGAUGUGCGGUGCAGCUCCCCGAGGCAAAUACACAGCACAGCAGAGCCAAGUCAGCGUCGACUCUGUGCGAAAUUAAUUCCAAAAAUCAAGAGAAAAGAGGACUCAGCAGCCAGCCGAUCUUGGAUGCUGGUGCGUCGGUCAAGUCUCAUCUGUCUGGCGCUCACAAGCUGGGCGUGCACAGCCUUGGCGCGUCGCCUGUCAACCGGCGCCAAAUCCUUGUCGGAGCGCGACUCUGUGUUCGAUGUGACCCGCGCAUCUGGGCGGAUUCGAUUCUGGAUCUGCCUUCCAACGCGAGCGCUCAUCUCCACUCCCGAGUCGACUUUGAUCCCGAAAAGGAAGACUGCGGAGCGAAUCGACCGCUUCUCCUUGACCAUUCCGGACCUGCCACGACAAGCGCGCUCCUCGCCUUCCCCUCACAUCCUUCUUCAGUCAACGACGCUGUCAGACACACCAUCCUCGCAUCGCUAUACCGGCAAGGCCGCCGCAGACAGAAAGGCGCAUCGCACGGUGAACACGCUGCGCCUUUCGAUCGCUCCCGUCUUAGAGCCGGAAGGGUCCCGACUCGCUUCACUCGUGCCACCCGUCCAAGCUCCUGCUGCAGACGAGGAGAACAGGCACGCUCAACACGUCGGCAUCGAUCCGAGCGCUCACACGGACUCGCCGUCAGACCACCUCGCGGGCGCAUCGCGACAACUCUUGUCGUUCCCUGGACGGCCUGGAAGGAUGCGCUGA
Messenger RNA from Pseudozyma hubeiensis SY62, 840 nucleotides. Its product is annotated as glycosyltransferase. The transcript has 3 exons. Bases 1 to 840 code for a protein of 279 amino acids. The record is from RefSeq and is a predicted model, not a curated record. Lineage: Eukaryota; Fungi; Basidiomycota; Ustilaginomycetes; Ustilaginales; Ustilaginaceae.